Messenger RNA from Tilletiopsis washingtonensis, 648 nucleotides. RefSeq lists its product as hypothetical. The record is from RefSeq and is a predicted model, not a curated record. The transcript is spliced from 4 exons. The coding region runs from base 1 to 648 and encodes 215 amino acids. Lineage: Eukaryota; Fungi; Basidiomycota; Exobasidiomycetes; Entylomatales.
AUGAACCUGCGCAGCGAGGGCAUGCAGCUCGCGCAUCUCAGCGCCUUUAUCAAGGGCGAAUACGUCAGCUCCGACGAACCCCUGCUGCGGGCGGCGAAUCAGAUGAUGCACGAGUUCAUCUUGCCUGUGCUCAAACUCGCCCACGAGAGGAUCCCUAAGGUCUGGCUCUGCCUCGAUCGCACCGUUUGCGUUUCCGUGCACGACUGCAUCCGCUCCGUUGCUAAUAGGCCGUACAGCUACGAGACGAGCGAAAAGACCACGGCCAACGAGCUGAAGUGCUCCGGCAACCGCGCGCAGAGUCUCUCCGCACCUCUCGGCAUCUAUACGGUAGCUGCAGUCACUGGCGCAUUCCGCGCCAUCCAGAGGCCCGAUAACACUGUCAGCCUCGACAUCCCGCCGAACGCACCGUGGGCCGCAGUGCCGGCAAAGGAGGCCGAUGGAAAGAGACAUUACCCCAGAAUCUUCAGCUACCGCCUCAUGCGGCCGCUGCCCGCAGGGGCGUUCGCUCUGCUGGCAUUCGUGCAGGCCUCAACUCCGCACUGCAUAGGGCCGCGCGACCUGCCUGUCAUUCGCCAAAACAUGCCCGACAGGCCGCUGUUCGGCACAGGUGCCGAAGUCAUUGGCAACCCCACCCCUCCCAACACUUAA